Molecule: messenger RNA, 1645 nt
Organism: Durio zibethinus
Lineage: Eukaryota; Viridiplantae; Streptophyta; Magnoliopsida; Malvales; Malvaceae
Source: RefSeq, a predicted model, not a curated record
GAUUUCUCAGCCAACCUGGGUUUUAGCUGUCUUUUUCCUCUUCAUAAAAGCACUCAUUAACAUAUCCACGUGUUCAAAACAUAGCCAUUGUGAAAAGUGACGUCCGUACCCACUACUUCAUUUUUAUUCCCACAAACCCCCCACGGCGACAGCUGAUUAUUAUCCUUCCCGUUCUUCCUUUUUUUUUUAACUGACGUGAGUAUCCGUUUCUAUUUCUUUCUCGAAAUCUUGAUUCCCCUGGCCUUGAUGUUAAAUCUCAGCAGUUGGAAUUUCUUGUACAUAGUAACCGUUGUCUUAGUGGCGGCGCAGCCAGAAGCUCCGCCAUGGGGAGAUUCGUAUGGGCUUUACUCUCACUUAGACCCGUCCAUGGCCAUCAUCGUUAUAGUCCUUGUCUGCGCUUUCUUCUUCGUCGGUUUCAUCUCCAUUUACAUCCACCAUUGCAACGAAUACAACGGCAUUGCCACCGCAGCACCCUUGGCUGCAGCUUCCUCAGUCGAAAGCUCCGGGCCAAAAGGUCUUGAUACGGCGGUUAUCGAGAGCUUCCCGGUCUUUAUAUAUUCUUAUGUGAAAGACUUUAAAAUCGGGAAAGGUGCUCUGGAAUGCGCGGUCUGUUUGAGUGAAUUCGAAGAUGAUGAAACGCUGCGUUUAAUGCCGAAAUGCAAUCACGUAUUUCAUCCUGAUUGCAUUGACGCUUGGUUGGCUUACCACGUGACCUGUCCCGUUUGUCGAACUAAACUGACUCCCGAUUCCGAUGCCAAACAAGAAGAUUCAAGCCCAAAUAUCACUGAGUUGAACUCGAACAACAACAACGAGUCUAGUCCUCCAACAGCACAACAAGUUGAAGAACGAAAUGAAUUCGUCAUUCAAGUCAAUGAAGGAACUCGACCGAGAGGGAAAGUAAAGGGAAAGUUUCUGCGUUCUCACUCGACGGGUCACUCACUGAUUCAACCUGGGGAAAACGUGGAAAGGUUCACGUUAAGAUUGCCAGAAGAGAUCAGGAAGCAAAUUGCGAAAAGCGGGAAGUUGAAGCGGACGAGGAGUUACGAUGUCGUUUCGAGGAUGGAAGCUAGUUCAACGAAAGGUGAAGGAAGCAGUAGGGGGAAAAGUUAUACUGACCGGUGGGUGUUUUUAAGGACUCCGCCGUCUGUUACGAAGACGGGUUCGGUCAAGUUUCAGAGAGGUGGCGCUGGAGGCGGAGAUGGGUCGAAUUCGUGGAAGUUAAAUUGUCUUAACUUGAGGGUUGAGCAAGUUGGAAAAGAAGAAUCCUCGGCUCAGCCUCCUCCGGUAUAAUAAUUGUCGUUACCAAUAAUAUGGUAUUAGAAUUAUAAAAUUGGACUAUAAUUAAAGUUUAAUUCUGGUUCUGGAUAAUCUUCCAUCAAAAGCAAAUCAGAAAAUUAAUUUUGGAUUCCUGCGAAAGAAUGCAUUAACAAAAUAUAGGAAUUGAAAGUAAUUAAUCAUGAUUUACUCCUUUUUAAUCUUGUCUAGUGUUUCUGAAAGGGUUCAUCUGAAGUGGUGAAAUGAACAACUUUAAUCUUGGGGAGGAUCUUUCAUAAUACUAUAUUUUCAAGCAAGUUUGGUCCAUAAAUAUCAAGGCUAGGCUUCUUUUGUUGGGAAAAAAAAAAAAAAAAACUAAACGAAUCUAUUU